AUGAAGUUCGUCAACACCUUCAUCACCGCCCUCUCCCUCCUCGCGGCCUCGGUCGCGGCCAUCCCGACCCCCGAGUCGGAGGCCACCGCAGGAGAGGUUUCCAUCCCCGAAGUCGAGCAGCAGCAGGCCGAUCUCCCUGCUACAGACGCCGAGCAGAUCGAGGCCCUCUUCAACGACAUCAGCUUCGACGCGGACGAGGAAGCCUACUACGAGCAAUUCCAGAACCGCGAAUCGGAGGACGACCACCCCACGGGUCCCGAGUCCUGCAACUUUUGGCUCAUGACCUCUAUCCAGCUCGCCGGCACCGACUACCAGCGCUGGUGGGGCCUGUACAGCCAUACCUGCGCCAAGAUUGGCGGCUUCCGAUGGUCCCUCUCUGCUAUGAGUGACGAAUAUACUCUCCGGUCUGCGCUGCCCUACACCAUCGAGCUCUCCAUCACUGGCGGUGGCUUCCGCCCCAGCGGCUACUUCUGGUACUCUGGCCGCAGGACCGACCUUGGCAAGAACAUGUACUGCAAGAGCUGCAGUGGCAUUGCUGCUUCUCGCUGCUGCCGAGUUGCUUUCCGGUGCUACGAAUAG
Molecule: messenger RNA, 579 nt
Organism: Parascedosporium putredinis
Lineage: Eukaryota; Fungi; Ascomycota; Sordariomycetes; Microascales; Microascaceae
Source: the annotation of a GenBank genome assembly